CUCAAGCACCGCACUCACUGGACCCGACCUCACCUGGGCUCCCGUCACCUUCCCCUCCACGCAUGCGGCCCCGACAGGGGGACCAUUCCGCCCGGCAGGCAGAUAAGACAAGAUGCCCGGCAAUCAAGCGGCACCGUUUUCCAUGGGCUGGAAGCCUGGCAGCCAUCAAGGCAUGGCACGAGGGAACUGAAAGCACAGACAGCGGAAGUGUGAAUCACUGGCCGAAAGCAUACCUCGCUAGGUACCAUCAAUGGAAUCCCAUCUGGGCAGCCUUCCACAGCCGCCAACGGGCCGGCGGGCGGUUAAGGUACUGAGCUCUCUCAUGCAUUCUGUCGAGUUCCAGCGCUGUGAGGUUCUGAUGUGAGGGGAAGCAACCCAGCCGCCAAAACGGGAUGCAGGCUCAGCAGCCAGGCAAUUUCCCCGCCACUGCCGUGGCCGCGCGCAUGCCCCACCACAGAUAAAAUUUCCUCUGUGUCUUCCCAUCCACAUCAUCCAUCGCACAGAUCCCUUUUUAUUUGCUUCCCCGUCACCCCUCUUCUUCCCAAACCCAUCUUUCCUCAUCAUUGAUCAAAUUAUCAAAGAUGGCCUUCGGAAAGCUUUACACCUACGAGGCGAACCCCCGCUCCACGGCCAUCUUGGCUGUCGCGAAGGCCAACAACCUCGACCUCGAGGUUAUCAAGGUCGACCUUGAGGCUGCCAUCGAGGAGUACAAGAAGGUCAACCCUCUCGGCAAGGUCCCCACCUUCGUUGGUGCCGACGGCUACACUCUCUUCGAGUGCAUCGCCAUCGCCAUCUAUGUCGCUUCCCAGAACGAGAAGACCACUCUCCUCGGCAAGACCAAGCAGGACUAUGCCUCCAUCCUGAAGUGGCUCUCUUUCUUCAACACCGAGGUCCUUCCCCCUCUUGCUGGCUGGUACCGCCCUCUCCUUGGCAAGGCUCCCUACAACAAGAAGGCUGUUGAGGACGCUCAGGCUACUGCCCUCAAGGCCAUCUCUGUCGCCGAGGCCCACCUCAAGAACAACACCUUCCUCGUUGGCGAGCGCAUCACCCUUGCCGAUCUCUUCGCCACUGGCAUCAUUGCCCGCGGCUUCGAGUUCUUCUUCGACAAGGCCUGGCGCGAGCAGUACCCCAACGUCACCCGUUGGUACACCACUGUCUACAACCAGCCCAUCUACUCGGCCGUUGCUCCUCCCUUCGCUCUCCUUGAUACCCCCAAGUUGACCAACGUCGCCCCCAAGAAGGCUGAGGCCCCCAAGCCCGCCGCCCCUAAGCCCGCUGCUGCUCCCGCCGCUGCCGCUGAGGAGCCCGCUGAGGCCCCCAAGCCCAAGCACCCCCUUGAGGCCCUUCCCCGUGCCUCUUUCCCCCUCGACGAGUGGAAGCGCCAGUACUCCAACGUUGACACCCCCGAGGCCCUCAAGUGGUUCUGGGAGAACGUUCCCUUCACUGAGUACUCCAUCUGGAAGGUCAACUACAAGUACAACGAUGAGCUCACCCUCACCUUCAUGUCCAACAACCUGAUUGGUGGCUUCAACAACCGUCUUGAGGCUUCUCGCAAGUACCUCUUCGGCUGCGCCUCCGUCUAUGGCACCAACAACGACUCCGUCAUUCAGGGUGCCUUCGUCAUCCGUGGCGAUGACUGGAAGCCCGUCUUCGACGUUGCUCCCGACUAUGAGAGCUACGAGUUCACCAAGCUCGACCCCCAGAACCCUGAGGAUCGCGCUUUCGUCGAGGCUGAGUGGUCCUGGGACAAGCCCGCCCUUGUCAACGGCAAGGAGUACCCCCACGCCUCCGGCAAGGUCUUCAAAUAAACGAUACCACGAACAAAUUAAUUUAAGGAAGGAGGUUAUACCAACAGGAGUUUACUAGACUACGGGAUUUUAUGAUGACUUGAUGAACAAAUAUUGAUGGGUUUCGAAGGACAAGCCGUUUUUGCCCCUUUUUCUCAUGAGCUCAUGUGUAUCGCUCGCUGAUGGAUAGUCGUCGCCGAUGAAUGAGUCUUUAGUAGAUGCUAGUAACCUGUCGAAAUCUCCGAUAAAAGUUGUUUUCAUGGCCAAUUG
This is a messenger RNA of Neurospora crassa OR74A, 2057 nucleotides long. RefSeq names its product elongation factor 1 gamma domain-containing protein. Gene Ontology annotation, biological process: translational elongation. Gene Ontology annotation, molecular function: translation elongation factor activity. The transcript is spliced from 4 exons. Lineage: Eukaryota; Fungi; Ascomycota; Sordariomycetes; Sordariales; Sordariaceae. The coding region runs from base 582 to 1808 and encodes 408 amino acids. The record is from RefSeq and is a predicted model, not a curated record. Gene Ontology annotation, cellular component: cytoplasm; nucleus.